AAUUCUCAUGGAAAUGGAACUUUCCAGAAACCAGAGAUUCGGAAGCCGUCCAAUCAAAUCCGACGACAGUCGCGAAUCCAAUAUUGAAAUGAGAACUAAUUACCGACACCAUCUGACGGUUGAGCUUGGUGCCGGAAUUCAUGGCUUCCAGAUUAUUGGCAGCAGCAUCUGAGAGAAUCGUGCCCGUGGUGAGGCGGCAAGCCCUGACCUUGACCGAAGCCGCCGCUGCCAGAAUACGCCACCUGCUGGAGCAACGCCAACGACCGUUCUUGCAGUUGGGCGUCAAGGCUCGCGGCUGCAAUGGCUUAUCCUACACCCUCAAUUAUGCUGAUGAGAAAGGGAAAUUUGAUGAGUUGGUUGAGGACAAGGGUGUGAAGAUACUUAUUGAUCCAAAAGCUUUGAUGCAUGUCAUUGGAACCAAGAUGGAUUUUGUAGAUGACAAACUCAGGUCUGAGUUCAUAUUUAUCAAUCCAAACUCAAAAGGGCAGUGUGGUUGUGGUGAAUCUUUCUUAACUGCAAGCUCUGGAGCUACUAGUCAGGGUGGUAGUUAGGCAACGCUCCAUGGUUAUAUGAUAUUUCCAGAUGUGAACUACCCCAUUUGAUUGACACGGAGCAUGGAUAAGUGCAUGCAGAAAUUGUGGAACAUCAUUUAGUUCACAUGCUUGUGGGGGAUUUUAUAGCUGCUAAAGUGAAUAUGAGUUCACAUUUUUUAAGUAAAUCUGAUGCCAAUUUGGCAUCUAGAGUCCUUGUUGCACCAUUGCAAUGUUCAUGCGAAUUGUGAUUAUUCUAAUUGCGAAAAUUCUUUUUUUUUUUAUAUAAAGUUUUAGUCCAACU
Molecule: messenger RNA, 834 nt
Organism: Rubroshorea leprosula
Lineage: Eukaryota; Viridiplantae; Streptophyta; Magnoliopsida; Malvales; Dipterocarpaceae
Source: the annotation of a GenBank genome assembly